UCGUGCGUGCUUCUAGGCAACUUCAGCACAUCCCUCUCUAUUGAAGAAAAGAAAGCUGAAGCUUUUGACCUCCACAACUCUCGACAUCGGUCUCCUCAGAGUACUGCUGCAACUUGAAGAUGAUCGGAGUUGCAUUUACAAGAGUCUACGAACAACAAGUUACUUAAGCCCAAGGCUAGUUAUUCAUUCACAAUGGAACAGAAGAGAAAAAUAUGUGAGUGGGUGGCAAGCUUCAAAAAUGCCAGAUGGAUAUGCCAAAAUUUGGAAAGAGAUUUGACAUGGAGCGUGGAAUAUUACAUGGGAUGAAAAGUCACGACUCUCAUGUUUUCAUGGAACAAUUACUUCCGAUGGCAGAGAUCAGUUUGUUCUUCAAAGACUUGUGUUCCAGCACAUUGAGAACAGAGAAUCUAGUUCCAAUGGCCGAAAAUAUUGUUUUCAUUACCAAUAAGUUGGAGAAGAUUCUUCCACCUGGGUUCUUUGAUGUGAUGGAACAUCUUCCCAUUCACCUUGUUGGUGAAGCCCUACUUGGUGGCCUAGUUCAAUAUAGGUGGGUGUAUCCUUUUGAGCGAAGCAUUGGCAAGUCUAAACGGGGUAUGAAGAAUAAACAUCGAGUGGAGGGAUGUAUGAUUCAAGUGUAUCUAGCUAAAGAAAGGUCCCACUUUUUUUCUUACUACUUUGAUGAUUAUGUGUCAUGUUUGAGAAACAGACCUAAUCGACAUGAUGAUACUGAGAAUGAUCUGGUAGUAAAGUCAUUAUCAAUCUUCAACCAACCGGGUAAGGAUUCAAAAAGUGUACAUUGCGCAAACUUACCGAAAAAGGAGAAAAAAUCUGCAGAGCUUCAUGUUUUGUUGAAUUAUCCAGAAGUCCAACCCUUCUUAGAUUAUUGUGUGAGCCAAUAUGGUCAUGAUCAAGUGUUUACAUCAUUUAUACUGUGGUAUACUAAUUGGAAAAUGCUGACACAUUUGAUCAAUUUUUCAAGGAUAUUUCUUGGGUACCGAUUACUGUUCAAACGAUGUCCUAAUAUAUCGUUAAUAUGUUUAUACGAAUGUGUCAGGAAUACCAUAGUACUCUACCUCUUGAGAGUCGGGACAAAUCAUUUACACAAGAAGAAAGUGAGAAUCUAUUGAAACAAAGUGCAAGUGAACCGAUUAGAGGUUCAGUCUACGGCUAUCGAGAAAAGACAUAUCAAAAGAAGCAGGGUUGGUAUUGUGGUUCAUCAUCCUCCAGCUUCGAUGGCUGGGAUAAAGAGACAACAUAUGCAAUGGAAGGUAAGAUAACUUUUCUCAAUGCCGAGCUAGCUGCUGUAGCCGACAGAGAGAGGAAGAGAGGUGGAGAUUGCGGCAUCAAAGGAGGCAGAGAACAAGAGGUAUGCGGCGGUUCAGGCUCAACUAACUUUUCUUUUUGAAUCAGGAAAUAUUCUUCCUCCAUGUCCCACAAGUAGUGAUGAUGGAGCUGAUCAAGAGGGUGAUGAGAAUGAUAAGGGUGAUAAGGAGAGUGACGGUGAUAACGAGUAGUUGUAUUGGUUUGACAUUUUACACUUCUAUAUUUUUGUAAUUGUUUGAUCGUAUUGUAGUUUAAUUUGAAGUUGGAUGAAGUUUAUUUUGAAA
Molecule: messenger RNA, 1607 nt
Organism: Solanum pennellii
Lineage: Eukaryota; Viridiplantae; Streptophyta; Magnoliopsida; Solanales; Solanaceae
Exons: 6
Coding region: 246-1127 (293 amino acids)
Source: RefSeq, a predicted model, not a curated record